This is a messenger RNA of Eruca vesicaria subsp. sativa (arugula), 1525 nucleotides long. The record is from the annotation of a GenBank genome assembly. Lineage: Eukaryota; Viridiplantae; Streptophyta; Magnoliopsida; Brassicales; Brassicaceae.
UGAGACUAUAACUUUGCCAACCAUGGCAUUAAACGUAAUCAAGACCUCCCGAAUCAGCCCUGCAACCACCUUACUCGAACCUCUCAUUCUCCCACUCACUUUCUUUGAUCUCAUGUGGCUAAAACUCAACCCCACCGAGAGAGUCACCUUCUACAGACUCACCGAGGCAUCAUCUCACGAAGCCUUCUACUCUAUGAUCCUCCCCAAACUCGAGAGAUCCCUUUCCCUCACCCUCACCCACUUCCUUCCACUCUCCGGCCACCUCAAGUGGAACCCACAAGAUCCAAAGCCCCACAUCGUUGUCUUACCACAAGACGCUGUCUCUCUCACAGUGGCCGAGACUAACGCUGAUUUCUCUCGUCUCUCCAGCAAAGGGCUUCGUCCUGAGACUGAGUUACGCCCUUUGCUACCCCCUGACUUACAUGUUUCCUCUGACUCGGUCUCUGUUGUUUCUUUACAGAUCACUCUCUUCCCAAACCAAGGGUUUUGCAUCGGAACCAAAGUCCACCACGUGGUCAUGGACGGAAAAACUGGUUCAAAGUUUCACAAAACAUGGGCUCAUAUAUGUAAACAUGGAACCAUGACAACACCUCGUGAUUUUAUUUUACCUACGCUUUUGGAUCGUUCGGUCAUUAACGUACCAUCAAGACUUGAACAAAAGGUUCUCGAACUAAUGUCGGACAAAGACAGCUGCCUAAAGCUGUCUCCCUGCAAAGAGUUAUACGACGACGUUUUCCGUAUCACGCUAGACGUGAGUCAAGAAAACGUUGAUAAACUCAAGGAGAGAGCCAAGAACGAGUGCUCUGAUGAUCUUCACUUGUCAACGUUCGUUGUAACGUUCGCUUACGUGUGGACAUGCAUGGUGAAGGCACGUGGAGGAGGCGAACCAGACCGACCGGUUCGGUUUAGGUACGCUGUUGAUCUAAGAAACCGGUUAGUCCCAUCAGUUCCCGAGACCUACUUUGGAAACUGUGUCAUACCCAUCGUGUUAGGUGAAUACAAAGCGAAGAUGUUUUUGGGAGAAGAUGGAUUCUUGAAUGGUGUCAAGAUUCUUAGUGACUCGGUCAAAGGUUGUGGUUCGAGAGGGGUUGAGUCAUUAUGGGAGCAGUACGAGGAAGGUAAAAAAAACUUGAAGAUGGGUACACAAGUGUUAGCUCUUACCGGGUCUAACCAGUUUGGGAUAUACGGGUCGGAUUUUGGGUGGGGAAGACCCGUUAAUACCGAGGUUAUGUCUAUUUAUGGGAACAAUAUGUUCUCUAUGUCGGCGAGGAGGGAUGGAACUGGUGGCGUUGAGAUUGGUGUUGCUUUAAAGAAAUGUGAGAUGGAUGUUUUUAUUUCUUUAUCCACAGGUGGAUUGUAGAUUUUUGAUUACACAUACAUAAUAUUUUGUUAUGUGAGUGUUUUCAUUUAUAAUUAAUUUUAAAACAUAAAUCAUAACUUAUUAUAUUAGUUUAAAUUAAUAAAAUAUAGACUAAUAAUAAAUUGUACGAAAAUUAUGUCCGUAUGUGUGGGCAAAACACCUAGU